Solea senegalensis (Senegalese sole) is the source of this 6915-nucleotide messenger RNA. It is a transcript of the gene nr3c2, whose product is annotated as nuclear receptor subfamily 3, group C, member 2. Gene Ontology annotation, molecular function: sequence-specific DNA binding; DNA-binding transcription factor activity; zinc ion binding. Gene Ontology annotation, biological process: regulation of DNA-templated transcription. Lineage: Eukaryota; Metazoa; Chordata; Actinopteri; Pleuronectiformes; Soleidae. Bases 483 to 3461 code for a protein of 992 amino acids. The record is from RefSeq and is a predicted model, not a curated record. The transcript is spliced from 9 exons.
UGCACUCGUUGCAGUAGGAGGGUUAUGGGAGAGAAUGACGUCGCCUUGACUGCAAGUCACAUCGACUCCUCCGUUUGUUUUCAUUACUCCGUCUUUUUAAUACUCGUCACUCCUGCGAAAUUAAAUGUGAGAUGAUCCGCCGCUGUUGGUUUCGACCCGCGUCUGUGCCGUUCGUCCUGUCAACAGCAGCAGCAGCGGCAGCGGCAGCAGCAGCAGCAGCAGCAGCGCACUCUCUGUCUGUUGCGGAUUACUGCUGAUAAUACGCAGUAGACUAAUCCACUUGUGUUUAGCUGUCAAACUAUGCGUUAGAAGAGAGAGUGAGGGAGAGAGAGAGAGAGAGAAAGAGGGAGGGAGAGAGAGAGGAGACGGAGCCCAGACUUUACCGUGCGUCUUUUUUUGUCCUUUGGAAUAUACCGCUGCCCAGCAACACACCCACCUGACAACUCUGAAUGUCGUAAUUAAGGUAAAUCAAUGAGCCUGCCAUGGAGACCAAAAGAUACCAACAUUUCUUCGAUGGAAGUGAUACAGAGAACAAAUGGUCUCAGAUCCCCAGCACCAUGGAAUACUGCUGCAGCACAGAAGAUUCAAGUCCGACUAGUGGUGAUACCUUCAUGGACAUAGUCAACGUCAGCUGCCCUGCUGGAACCGCAGCCACCGAGAGCAAAGACAACAAUAUAAAGAAGCUGGAGCAGCCAAUGCGUCGACUUGGCCAGAACCAGUCAUUUGUUCUGCCACACUUCAACAACUCUCUCCACGGUCAUAAGCAGGAAAUGGACUCCAAGGAGCUUUCCAAGACUGUGGCUGAGUCUAUGGGUCUGUAUAUGAAUGCUGCCAGGGAGGCAGACUUUGCCUUCAACCAACACGGGGGCAGCACCAGCCCUGGGAAGAUGUAUUCAGUGUGUGGACGGCCUCUUGAGGAGACCAACCGUGGAACCACAAAGAGUCCCAAGAUACAGCAAAUAGGUUUCCAGCUGUCCAGCACCACGCCUAGAGAAUGCACCGCUGAGACUCCAGUCAGCUCAGUGUCAAUGAUGGUCUCAUCUGUGUCCUGCAGCCCCCAGAACUCCAGCUCCAUCUCCAGCCCCGGGGGCAGCAACAAUAUGGUGUCAUCAACCACCAGUCCCCCGACGUGCUUUGGACCGAUGUGUCCAUCCGUGAGUAGUCCGGUCAGCCAGACGUCUUGUCCUGUAACUCUGGCCAACAUCAAGCACAGGAAUUCAGCCACCUGCAGCCCUGUAGAGUCCACUACAGUGGGCUCACCACCCCUCACCAGUCCACUCAAUGUCAUGAGGUCUCCCAUGUCAAGCCCCCAGAGUAUGAGCAGUGUGACAUCGCCUCCAUCCUGCAGCACUACAUGUAACAUGAGGUCGUCCGUCUCGAGCCCCACUGGUGGCAGCUGCACUGCCAACAACUGCAACACAGUAAGGCCGUCCAUCUCCAGCCCGGCCACGGGGAGCGCUAUGGCUGUCAACAGCCCACAGAACCCGUCCUCUGUGGGGUUUCCUGUGUCCAGUCCUGCUGGUGGACUGGGUCUGGUGCAGAAUGACACCAACAGCCCAGAGGCAACAGCUCUGGCCACGGACACAGACUUCAAGAACUUUGAGUUCCCUAAAGUAGAGAUGGUAGAUGGGGAGAUGUUCAAUGUCGGCUUAGAUCAGAUGGGCAUGGUUAAGUACAUUAAGAACGAGCCUGGGACUGACUUGAGGAGCAUGUGUUUGGGUAGCUCCAAAUGUAAUGCGAGUAGCACACCCUUUAUCACGCAGAUUAAGAAUGAGCCAAACAAAAACGAGGGCUGUAUGAAUCAGCAGUCCUAUUGUGAACAGUCACCCUCUCUUGGCCUCUUUCCUGUGUCUGAGACCACCUAUUUGUCCCUGAGGAAUAACAUUGACGAGUACAGUCUCUCUGGUAUCUUAGGACCCCCAGUCUCUAUGAAUGGGAGCUAUGAGCCCGACGUGUUCUCCAACAAUGUCAUGUCUAAGGGCGUUAAGCAGGAGUCAAAUGAUGGCAGCUACUACCAAGAGAACAACAGCAUGCCCACGUCGGCCAUUGUUGGGGUUAAUUCUGGGGGACACUCAUUCCAUUAUCAGAUUGGAGCCCAAGGAACAAUGUCUAUCACGCGGCAUGAUGUGAGGGACCAGUCCAACCCUUUGUUGAAUCUAAUUUCACCCGUAACUGCGUUAAUGGAGUCGUGGAAAUCUCGGCCAGGCAUGUCAUCCAGAGGGGAAGGAUACCCAGGUCAAAACUGCAUCACAGACAACAUGUCCAGCUCGCCACUGAGGCAACCGUCCACAACAGUCAAAGUGUGUCUGGUUUGUGGAGACGAGGCAUCAGGAUGCCACUACGGCGUCGUGACGUGCGGAAGCUGCAAAGUCUUCUUCAAAAGAGCUGUGGAAGGUAUGAACAAACAAGGUCAGCAUAACUACCUGUGCGCCGGGAGGAACGACUGCAUCAUUGACAAGAUUCGAAGGAAGAACUGCCCGGCGUGUCGCGUACGGAAGUGUUUCAAGGCCGGGAUGAAUCUCGGAGCACGGAAAUCCAAAAAGUCCGGCAAGAUACGGACAGUCAACGACGACCCGCAGAGCUCGAAGGAUGGCCAAACUGCCACAGGUGGUGUUGGCGGCAGUUACCUGUCCCAACAAAAGGAGCUGAAUGCCAGCGCUGCCAACGCCCUGGUGCCCCACGGGCCUGGGGUGGUCACACCUUUCCUGCCGCCCUCAAUUUGCAGCGUGUUGGAGCUGAUUGAGCCUGAAGAAGUGUACUCUGGCUACGACAACACACAGCCUGACACCACUGACCACCUGCUGUCCAGUCUCAACCGCCUGGCCGGAAAGCAGAUGGUGCGCAUGGUGAAGUGGGCCAAAGUACUUCCAGGUUUCCGGGGCCUGCCCAUCGAGGACCAAAUCACCCUGAUCCAGUACUCGUGGAUGUGUCUGUCCUCCUUUUGCCUCAGCUGGCGCUCAUACAAACACACCAAUGGACAGAUGCUCUACUUUGCCCCUGACCUCAUCUUUAACGAGGACCGAAUGCAGCAGUCAGCCAUGUAUGAGCUGUGUGUGGGAAUGAGGCAGGUGAGCCAGGAGUUUGUACGUUUGCAGCUAAGCUACGAGGAGUUCCUCUCCAUGAAGGUCCUUCUGCUCCUCAGCACAGUUCCAAAAGAGGGUCUGAAGAACCAGGCAGCGUUCGAGGAGAUGAGGGUUAAUUACAUCAAGGAGCUCCGGCGCUCGGUGGGAAAAGCAACCAACAACUCUGGCCAAACCUGGCAGCGCUUCUUCCAGCUCACCAAGCUACUCGAUGCCAUGCAUGAUCUGGUGGGAAACCUAUUGGACUUCUGUUUCUACACCUUCCGCGAAUCCCAGGCGCUGAAGGUGGAGUUCCCCGAAAUGUUGGUGGAAAUCAUCAGUGACCAGAUACCAAAGGUGGAGUCAGGCCUCACUCACACGCUCUACUUCCACAAGAAGUGACUCACUUAACUCUUGGGACAGAAGCAACAUUGCAAACUGGAAGAAGGGAGUAAAAAAAAUAAAUAAAUAUUCAAGGAACAGAAAGUGUGCAAGAAAGGCCUGAGCAGUUGGUCGUCACCCUGUAUGCCUGCAUCGUUGUCUUGGAUGGGAAAGUUUGAGAGACACGGAGACAAGUGGACUAAGCAAACUAGAAUACGGAGGAAGGAUUUGACCGCGCUGUCGCGACGAGCAGGUCGGAGCUGUGAAUACCCAUGGAGCCCGUGUGACGCGCCGACGAGCACUUAUGACAAAUGUGACAGUCCCCCCCCGCCCCAAAGACAAUUACAGUAUUUUCUAUGGAGAUGAAGCCAUACAUUUCUUAGGAUGCGCUAGAUAUGUUCACUAUGUGCACGCACACGUACACACACACACACACACACAGACAGACACACACACACUGAGGGAUAUCGAUACACAUGCUGUCCACAUGCCUUCACGCAGACGCACAGAUGCACUCCACAUGCACUCAAAUCAGACAAAUCCCUGACAAAUCUACAGAAAAAGGUUUUUUGCAAAUAUUAACUGUGGCUUAUGCAGUCUCUCACAAAUAAAAAAAAAAAGCACUACAGAAAAAAAAACAAAAACAAAAAACAUGCCAAUACUUAGACCGUGCUUUGCAGUGUAGCAACAUACUGCAAGACUACAGGGCAAAGGACACUAUGAGGAGGCACAGAAAUAAUAGACUGUAAGGCGAUAGGUCUAUUUGAAUAUAUUCCAAGGGCUAUACAAGCGUCAUCUUAGGCUUAAUAAUUACAUUAAAUCUAACAAGUCCAAGUUUGAAGCUCAAUCAGUGUUGUAACAGCCAUCGUAAACAUUCACAUAGUGCGUUCUUAAUUACAAUAUGUAGUAAAACAAUCAAAACUAAUAUGCAAAAGGUCCAAAGCUAACUCUGUUUUGAAAUAAAAAUGUCUCUUUGUAAAGGAAAGCUUGCACGUGGCGCUCCCAUUUCAUGAAAUCACUAUAUUAAGACAUUGGGGUGAAGACAUAAGACAAUAUUGAUGAGCAAAUUCACCUCUGUUUAAAAUGGCCAGUGGGUGCUGCGGCAUUGGAAAACAUCAUAUGUAAGAGGAAAUUAUUUCAAUUGAGUUCUCUGGUAAUGGAUUUGACUGAGGUGCAUCCAUAGUAAUUGCUGUCAUUUGUGUUAUCUCCAGAGCAGCUGUCCAAAUGUCUGUUUUUACUCACAGUGAAGCAAAACCAGCCCUUUGUGAAUCAAUACUUAUCUACUCUUCCCAGAAAUAAUAAAAAGCAUUUUAUAAAAGUGUGUUGCAGAAGUUUAGUUUUUGACAAGUCAGUCAUUUUACAUUAAGGUGCUUCAUUUCUACAAAGCCAGGCAAAACAUAAUGUACAGUCAACUUGUAGAUCAUUCUAUACAAUAACACUAUAUGGACAUACACUUUAAAGACUACAUACUAUGUAAAGACGACAUAAUCCAAAACGGAGCAUUACUCUUCAGUGCUUAUAGCAAAAUGGCUCAUGUAUCAAAACCAGGCAAAUGUGUACAGGUAUUAACUUCUUAAACACGUUCUCUUCAGCUGUUGUACAGUACACGUUCAUGGAUGCUUGAUGAGGAACUGUUGGUAUAAUCAACUCUCCUAAUUUAGUUUAUUUCCUUUCUCUUAGCUUUGGGCCAAGUACUACUAUUUUAGGUAGGCCCAGUCAUCUGGACCAUUAACUUGUCUCGCACCCCACUGGUUUCUGUGUGGUUGUGGAAAACUACUAUAAAGCUACUGAAAAGCGAUAGAGCCGCUGGGGGAGAAAAACAGUGGGUGUGUGGCGUUUUCUUUUUUUCCUUUUUUUCUUUCUUUCUGUGCCCUGUGAGUGUGUACUUACACGUGAGGAUGGACAAGUGAGUGUGUGGCUUACAUUUGUGUGUUUGGUUGUCGUUUUCUUUUUCUUUCAUGGCAAGCAUGUGCAUAGUUGAUCUGUUAUUUCAGCGUGGGUAUUAUGCAUUUACGUUAUAGGAUUAGCCAUAUCCUAUUUCCACAUUUAGAUUUGCACAGGAGGAGAUACAAUGUGAAAUGAGGUAUUAAUGCAGCUAGCGGGAAAGGUCUGUUUUGAUAAGUAACUGUGAUGUUCCUGGAAAAGAGUUCCUGCAUAGUCAACCAGCCUGUAGUUUAACAACACGAUUUCACUGGCACGGCAGGGCGCUUUCUUUGCAUCUGUGGCCUCAGCGCUCGCAUGACGGCACCGUGCAAAAGGAAAAAAAAAACGGCGGAGGCGAGGUCUCUUCUGUUGAGGUUACUGUGUGAAGGUUGAGGUACAAAGAGGUGGAGGAACCAGGAUUACAACCGUCAUUAGGGAUGAUGUGAAAAUUACCGGGUGGCAGAAGAGCAGAAGAAAGAGAAUGAUGCAUAUUUAAUUUUUUUCUUUUUUUUGUUAGAGGGUGGGAUGUCAGGGCAGGAAGGGUAGUUCUUCUAUUUCUCACAUUUAAUUGAGCUGGCACCUGAAACUGGUUCACUCAUUUGGUUACUUCCAUUGACCAAACCAUUGUCAGGUUGCAGUUUAAAAUGAUUAAACUCAACAUCUUUUUUUUUUUUUACAUAAAGUAACUUAUUAUUUUUCAGCUAUUACAUUUCCAAGACUUGACUGGGUUUAAAGACAGCAUUAAUAUCACACUCCACCAUAAUAAUUUUCACACAGUCCCUAUCAGAAGGGCCUCGUUUAACAGCCCAUCGUUGUCACUCAUUAUUGUGUUCAAGUUGUGAAGGACCCUUAAGCUAAUCUCUCACCGUUUCUUGUUUUGCCACUUUGUCCUUUUUAAAGGAAUAAAAAAAAAAAAAAUACUGUCUAAAGGUUCAUAGGAUGAAUGGGAAAGUAUUUUUGAGAGAAUUAUAUUUUGCUGGAAAACAAUAUUUAAGUACUUUGUCUAAAACGAUAUCCUUUUUGUAAAAUGAAAUGUCGAUGCAUGCUUUUUGAUGAGAUGUUUACAUUGUAUUUAAAAAAGGGAAACUUGUGCCUUUUUUAUCUCACCUGAUUUACAAUUUUACAGUAUAUAUUGUAAAUAAUACAGCAAGUCUUUAUGUUGAGUAUAUAGUAUAAAACAUUUCUACUUUAUCCAUCUCGUGUUGGAAUAUUGGAGGUUUCCCACUUGCCAUGUUCUGUGUGUCGAAUCACAGAGAAAACUUUAAAGUAAGGGUUGGCAGCAGAAAGGGCCAAACAAAGAAAUGAAUGUAUUAUACAUUGUGGAGACUUAUGGAACUUACAACCUGAAUGUUAGAGAGUAAAAAGUAAAAAAAUAAAAAAUAAAUAAACAAAUACAAAAAUAAUAAUUAUCAAAAAAGUUUUUUUUUUUUUUUGGUUUUGUUUUGUAACAAGAUGUGAGUGGAUCACUGACAAGUUGCUGUGGAACUUAUUUCCUAACACAUGACGUUACUGUUGCAGAGCACCACAAUAAAACCAAGAAGUCACAAACAAA